ACCACUAUGCAAUAUUAUUCCUCAAACUUAUAUCUUAGUUGUCAUCUCAUGGUUCACAUUAUUUACACCACCCCCUAAGGUAGCUAGCUACCUCCCUCAAUUUCAAACCAACAAAGAACUUGAUUCACUCCACAUGUCCCACAUCGAAACCCCACAAACCAGUCUUCCACUAUCACCAUCAUAACCUGCUCUCACUCUUUCUCUCUCAAAGGCUCACACAUAUAUAAACCCUAAUUUCCUCCUCACAACCCACCCCUCCAUGGACAACAAAAACAACAUCAACACAUCCCCCUCCGGCGACUCCUUCUCCUUCCGGAGCACGCCGACGCCGGAGUCGGACUUUGAGUUCGGGUCCCUCACGCCGGACUCACCCUCCGCCGAGCCUUUCGCCACCUCUCCGGCCGACCACCUCUUUCUCAAUGGCCGUCUCCAGCCCCACCUUUUCCCCCUCCCUACCAGCCGCACCAGCAGCACUAGAGACUCCCUUCUCUCUUCACUGAGCAACAGCACCAACAGCAGCUGUAGCAGCGCCAGAACCAGCUCCAGCGAUAGCGCUGAGCGAAAAUCCUUCCACAACAAGCUCAAAGGUGCUGCAUUUAUGUCAAAAACUCCCUCCCACUAUCCACCAUAUGGGUGUUCACAAAGGUGGCAGUAUAUAACUCCCAUGCCAGCGUUGAACCGUGAAGGCUCCUUGAGAAGAAGAACCGACAAAAACCAAGACAAGGGCAAAGGGACCAUGAGGAACAACAACAAGGAGAAGAAGAAUAAUAACAAAAAUAAGAAUAAGAAGAAGAAGAAGAGUAAGAAGGAGAAUAAAGGGGUGAGGUUGAGAUUUGGGAGGAGGAUUCUACGGUGGUUUGUGAUGGCUUGUAGAGAAUGCCACGCCAUGGAACCGUCCAAGCGUUGUAACAAAGACAUUUGAUGUGACAAACAUGUCGUCACAUGAUUGGUACAUAACUUUGUCUUGUAAACAUGUGAUCAAGAGUUCAAUCGUGAUAAAAGAGACAACGUGAGUUGAAAUAUGUUAACCCUUUCACUGGGUCUUACUGCUUCAAAUAUUUAAGUAUUGAUCCAGGAGAUAGUGUGGUUAGAGAAAAGAGAUGUGAUGAUAUUGGAAGGAAAAUGUGAAUAGUUAGUUCAGCAACCUUUGUUUAGUUUUUUGCUUUUUUUUUCUUUUACGUACAUUGGAGUUUGGGAGGAUAUAUAUGAAAUUGGUAAGAUUUGUGCA
Vigna angularis (adzuki bean) is the source of this 1228-nucleotide messenger RNA. RefSeq lists its product as uncharacterized. The record is from RefSeq and is a predicted model, not a curated record. Gene Ontology annotation, molecular function: kinase inhibitor activity. Bases 260 to 922 code for a protein of 220 amino acids. Lineage: Eukaryota; Viridiplantae; Streptophyta; Magnoliopsida; Fabales; Fabaceae. Gene Ontology annotation, cellular component: plasma membrane. The transcript has a single exon.